Messenger RNA from Ceratina calcarata, 2260 nucleotides. Its product is annotated as Golgi to ER traffic protein 4 homolog. Gene Ontology annotation, biological process: protein insertion into ER membrane. Lineage: Eukaryota; Metazoa; Arthropoda; Insecta; Hymenoptera; Apidae. Gene Ontology annotation, cellular component: BAT3 complex; cytosol. Gene Ontology annotation, molecular function: protein binding. The coding region runs from base 89 to 1054 and encodes 321 amino acids. The record is from RefSeq and is a predicted model, not a curated record. The transcript is spliced from 6 exons.
GAGAGUGAGAGAGAGUUCAAAUUUAAAUUGCUCAGAGUGUAGAGUGUAGCCAGCACUUGUGCCAAUCGUUAGAGGAAAAAGUAUUCCGAUGAUCGUAAACAUGGCCUCGCGGAACAAUCGCUCCAUUCGGCGAGUUUUAACAAAAUUAGAAGCGACGAUAGAUUCGGGAAAUUAUUAUGAAGCUCAUCAAAUGUACAGAACUUUGUAUUUCAGACUUCUUGGGCAGAAGAAGUAUUCUGAACUCUUGAAAUUACUCUACAAUGGUUCCUGUAUUUUAUUACAGCAUGAACGACAUGCAAGUGGAGCUGACUUAGGAAUUUUAUUUGUAAAUGUUUUAACACAAUCAGGGACAGAGCCUUCUGAAGAAUAUUUUGAAAAGAUAAUAAACUUGUUUAGUUUAAUGAGUCCUUUGUCACCUGAAAGAGAUGUAUUUGUACAAUCUGCUCUCCGAUGGAGUAUAAAGGCUACAGAACAUAAAAUCGGUCAUCCAGAUUUACAUCAGAAGAUAGCACAUGUAUUUUGGAAAGAAAAAAAUUAUCCAAUGGCACGACUACAUUUCAUAUAUAGUAAAGACGGUUUUGGAUGUGCCGAGAUGCUUGUCGAGCUUCACGAACAACGAGGCUAUACGAAUGAAAUAGACCUUUUUAUAGCUCAAGUAGUUUUACAAUAUCUCUGUCUACAAAAUAAGGCAACCGCGCAAGAAGUUUUCGAUUAUUACACUACGCAACACCCAAAAAUAAAUAGUGGUCCCCCAUAUCUUCUUCCAUUAUUAAACUUUUUAUUUUUUUUACUAAAAACAAUCGACAGUGGUAAACUUGCAGUGUUCACGGUACUUUGCGAACAAUAUCAAAUAUCUUUAAAUAGAGAUCCAUGCUAUCGGCACUACUUAGAUAAAAUAGGGCAAUUAUUUUUUAACGUUCCAUCUCCGCGGCCCCGUAAUCAAGGAUUGUUCAGUACACUUCUGCAGACUUGUUUCCAUGGUCUUGACGAAGGUUCAGAUGAUGAACAGAGAAACACGGCUUCAACUUCCCAAGUGGUACAAGAGCUUGACUAAUUACACAUCACUGUGCAACGUGAUGAAAGUAAUGAGUUUAUAUACAUAUAUGUAUAAUUAGCAUCCCACAUAUUUUCAAUGUACGAUCUAUCCGAUCUCUAAAACUUAACAUUGAAAUUAAUUUUCUUAAAUAACUUGUACAGAUAUAUAUGUAUUUAAAGUGUAAGGAUAUGUGGGAUGCAUUCUUAAAGAAAUUUUUCAAAGUUGUAAGUUGUGUACUGUUCCCAAAAGUCCGACUGAUCAGAAGGUAAAUCAAUAUAUGAACAUUAAUGCUGAAUAAUUCUUUAUGCACAUGUAGGCGUUUUCUUUUCAAUCGUCAAGGUUUAUUCCGAUAUCGCAUUCGAGGUCGAUUUCCAAAUUGUACACACAAAAUCUGUCAUUUGAUUACUACACAUGUAUUAUGAGAUUUGAACACAAACUUGAACUUUGAAUAAAAUCUUUGUACUAAUGAUAAUCGUAUAUCGUAACGUAUAUUCAGAGGCAAAUGUGUAUUUGAGUGUAACUGCUGAAAUGAAGAAUUAUUUUAAUAUAAACUUAACCGUGUGACAAAUAGACGUGACAUAUACAUAUUAUAGUUGCAGAGAUCGAGUGCUUAAACGAUGUUACUUGUUGCUAGGAUAGUAAAAUGGAUAAAAACGUUAGUCGUAGCAGCAAGUAAAAAAUAUUUAUUUAUCAGACUUUACUAAUAUAAACUCUGUAUCAUUGAAAAAAUCUUAGCGAGAAAGGGCGUAUAAUGUCUAUUUAGUUAUAAAAAACGGCCAUUACUCUGUAACAAAGCACCUUUCAAUACUAAUAAGAAUAUUGUAUAAUUGUAUCGAAUUGACAAGGAUAGAUAAAUGCACGACAAAGGAUAAAGAGUUACAAUAAGAAUACGCGUAUACAAAUCUGUGUAUUCUUGUAUAAUUACGUAGUAUAAGGCAAACAGAAUAUAUAUAUGUAUACAUACAUUAAAGAUUUAAUUUUCCAUAAUUUGUGUGGACAGAAAACGAAUUGUACAAAUAAUCAAUGAUUUGUUACGUGGCAUAUAUGGUUACAUCCUUAAUAAGAAAUUAAUAAAUUAAAUUUUGUUAAAGAAAUAGACUUUCAUACAAUAUCUUGCAAAUGUAAUUGUUUCCCACGGCAAUAUUCUAAUGUAUGGACUUACUUACGUUAUCCAAAAAAUUCAUAUCGUACAUUUUCAAUAAAGAAAAAUUAAUCCUUACGUAA